Sphaeramia orbicularis (orbiculate cardinalfish) is the source of this 2925-nucleotide messenger RNA. RefSeq lists its product as uncharacterized. Lineage: Eukaryota; Metazoa; Chordata; Actinopteri; Kurtiformes; Apogonidae. The transcript is spliced from 6 exons. Bases 419 to 2764 code for a protein of 781 amino acids. Gene Ontology annotation, cellular component: membrane. The record is from RefSeq and is a predicted model, not a curated record. Gene Ontology annotation, molecular function: GTP binding.
UUAUAUGUUAACCUUUAUCCUAAUAACUAAAACUGUUUUGCAGUUGCUGCAUGUGGGUAGAGGUUAUGAAGUUUUUCUGGCACUGAUAGCUUAGCUGACAUGAAACUGUGUUCAGAUAUAGAGGAAAUGUGAUGGUACACUCCAAGAAAUCAACACCCAUGUGGGUUCUCAGAAAUGGUAUUGUGCUUCCUUUUGUCUGCACAGCAACCACCUUGUAUAAAACCUAUGUGUGACCUUUUUUCGAUGAGCUUCUGUUCAGGCUGCUGUGUGUACUCUGUCAGACUUAAUCCUUCUGCUGCAGAAUAAAAGACUGAAUUCAUCUGAUAACAUUUAUCUGCAAAAGAUUUAGUCUCUGUUCAUACAGUGAAAAUCAGAGAAGUGCUUCAGCCUCCAGUGUCAAGAAGAACCUGAGAUCAUCAUGGGGGAUCAAGCUGAGUUGGACCAAUGUAAAGAACAUAUUAAAAAAGCACUGGAAAAUGGUAUUGUUGCUUUGAUAGCUGAAAAGAUGAGAGAAUUUUUGGAGAAGCAUGAACAGGUUCCACUGAACAUUGCUGUCACAGGAGAGUCUGGUUCUGGUAAAUCCUCCUUUGUUAAUGCCUUUAGAGGCGUCGACAACAAAGAUGAGAAUGCUGCUGCUACUGGUUGUGUAGAAACCACCACAGAGGUUAAAAGUUACAACCAUCCAAAAUAUCCCAAUGUUACAUUAUGGGAUCUCCCUGGCAUUGGAACCACCAAGUUCACAGCUGACAAGUAUCUGGAACAUAUAGAAUUUAAGAAGUUUGACUUCUUCAUCAUCAUCUCAGAUACUCGCUUCAGAGAAAAUGAUGCAAAACUCGCUCAGGAGAUUCAGAAUAUGGAGAAGAAGUUCUACUUUGUUCGUACCAAGAUUGACCACAACAUGCAAGAUGAGGAAAGAAGUCAGAGAGACUUCAAUGAGGAAAACACCCUUGAUCGAAUCAGAAAAAACUGCACUGAAGGUCUUGAAAAGCUUCAUAUUCCAUCUCCAAAGGUCUUCCUGAUCUCCAACUUUGAACCCCACCAGUAUGACUUUGAGUGUUUAUGUAAGACCUUAGAAGAGGAACUUCCUGAACACCAGGAACAUGUUCUGCUUCUUGCUCUGCCCAACAUCAGCCAGGAGAUCUGCAAUAAGAAGAGAGAGGUUUUACAGGCCAAGAUAAAAUACUAUGCAUUAAUGUCUGCAGUUGGAGCUGCUGUACCAGUUCCUGGCACCUCUGUUGCUAUUGAUGGAAGCAUCGCUCUGAUGUUUGUCAGAAACUGUGAAGAUGCAUUUCAUAUUAAUGGAGUGGAACUGCUUCAUUCUGUUAUAAAAGAACCAGUAAAGCCAGGUAACAAACUGAGUUUAGAUCUUGUACUCCAUGUUUUGUCCUCAUCUGUAGUUUUUACUUCAUUAACAGCAGCAGAGGAAGGAACCAGAUUCAUCCUGAUAUUUGGAAUUGCAGUAGCAAUGACUCUGUCUUCCAUAACAACCCACAAAGCUCUCACAUUUAUUCUUGACAAGUUCACUGAAGCUGCACAAAAGGCUAAUAUGAAGGCAGUAGGUUUGAGCAGCAGAAAUGACAGCCUUGACGGAGGCAUGAUCAUCAUGGGGGAUCAAGCUGAGUUGGACCAAUGUCCAGAAUCUGUAAAAGAAGCACUGGAAAAUGGUGAUGAUGCUUUGAUAGCUGAAAAGGUGAAAGAAUAUUUGGAGAAGCAAGAACAGGUUCCACUGAACAUUGCUGUCACAGGAGAGUCUGGUUCUGGUAAAUCCUCCUUUGUUAAUGCCUUUAGAGGCGUCGACAACAAAGAUGAGAAUGCUGCUGCUACUGGUUGUGUAGAAACCACCACAGAGGUUAAAAGUUACAACCAUCCAAAAUAUCCCAAUGUUACAUUAUGGGAUCUCCCUGGCAUUGGAACCACCAAGUUCCGAGCUGACGAGUAUCUGGAACAUGUAGAAUUUAAGAAGUUUGACUUCUUCAUCAUCAUCUCAGCUGAUCGCUUCAGAGAAAAUGAUGCAAAACUCGCUCAGGAGAUUCAGAAAAUGGAGAAGAAGUUCUACUUUGUUCGUACCAAGAUUGACCACAACAUGCAAGAUGAGGAAAGAAGUCAGAGAGACUUCAAUGAGGAAAACACCCUUGAUCGAAUCAGAAAAAACUGCACUGAAGGUCUUGAAAAGCUUCAUAUUCCAUCUCCAAAGGUCUUCCUGAUCUCCAACUUUGAACCCCACCAGUAUGACUUUGAGCGUUUAUGUCACACCUUAGAAGAGGAACUUCCUCAACACCAGCAACAUGUUCUGCUUCUUGCUCUGCCCAACAUCAGCCAGGAGAUCUGCAAUAAGAAGAGAAAGAUUUUAAAGGCCAAGAUAAAAUACUGUGCAUUAAUGUCUGCAGUUGGAGCUGCUGUACCAGUUCCUGGCACCUCUGUUGCUGUUGAUGGAGGCAUCACUCUGAAGUUUGUCAGAAAGUGUCAAGAUGUUUUUCAUGUUGAUGGAGUGAAACUGCUUCAUUCUCUUAUAAAAGAACCAGUAGAGUCAGGUAAAAAAAUGACUGUAGAUCUUAUACUCCGUGUAUUGUCUUCAUCUGUAGUUUUUACUUCAUUAAUUGUAGCAGAGGAAGGAACCAGAUUCAUCCCAAUAUUUGGAAUCCCAAUAGCAAUGGCUCUGUCUUCCAUAGCAACCUACACAGCUCUCACAUUUUUUCUUGACAAGUUCACUGAAGCUGCACAAAAGGCUAAUAUGAAGGCAGUAGGUUUGGGCACCCAAGUGUGAUACAGAGUUAAUAACAUCACACUUUGAAAUCUGUGGUGGCACAAAAAUCACCAUUUAAAUGUAACUGACGCCAUAGGACAGUGUUUUUCAACCUUCGGGUCAUGAACUCAUGUGGGGUCGUCUGGAAUUUCUAGUAUUUGACCAAAAUAAAAAUUACGAAU